This is a messenger RNA of Ascochyta rabiei, 714 nucleotides long. RefSeq lists its product as uncharacterized. The coding region runs from base 1 to 714 and encodes 237 amino acids. NCBI's taxonomy places the organism in Eukaryota, Fungi, Ascomycota, Dothideomycetes, Pleosporales, Didymellaceae. The transcript has a single exon. Gene Ontology annotation, molecular function: RNA binding; phenylalanine-tRNA ligase activity. The record is from RefSeq and is a predicted model, not a curated record.
AUGUCCAAAGCCACCGACGCCAUCCUGCACGCAGCAAAGAUAGCGCCCGAGGUGCUCAAACUGCGCCCAGACUACCGCGCACUCUUGGUAGUCGUAGAGAACAUCCCCAAAGGCCCCAGCGACAGCACCAGCGAAGCGCUCCUCCAAUCCGCCGAGUCCUCGGCCCGCACAGCCCUCUCCACACAGGCCGUCACCGACAUCCCGCACAUUGCCGCUUGGCGCGACGCUUACAAGAGCUUCGGCGCUAAGCCGAAGAAGGACAGAUGUAGUCUGGAGUCGCUCAUGCGGCGCGCGGAAGGCGGGCUGCCGCGCGUGAACCGCCUGACGGACAUCUACAACGCCAUCAGCGUGAAGCAUCAGAUUCCGUUUGGCGGCGAGGAUCUGGAUAAGUACCGCGGCGCGCCGUGCUUGGUUCGCGCGACUGGGAAGGAGACGUUCGAGACGACGGCUGCGGGGGUGAAGGUCGCGGAGUUUGCGCCGGUUGGCGAGGUGGUGUGGUGUGACGACGCAGGCAUUACUUGUCGGAGGUGGAAUUGGCGACAGUGCUCGCGGACUGCGAUUGAGGAUGGGACGACCAGGGUCUUAUUUAUUCUCGAUGCGCUGGAGCCUUGCAAGGAUGCUACGCUGGAGGGUGCUGUUGAUGAGCUUGUUGCGGUUUUGAAGAGUCUGUCGCCGGAGGUGAGCGCUUCUCGACGUUUGAUCACGGCGUCAUAG